GUUGUUAGGUUGUUAUAGUGGGCUGUCUCCUUGAAUCAUUUCCGUGUACAGUAAUCGGAAAAUGCAUUGUAUUGCGUGAUUUUACUUCAAUAUUUGUACCCAGUUGUUUUUAUAAGAAAUCCAUAGAUAAAAAAUGCCUCCCGGUGCAAGUUAUACGUUUGAUAUAUGGACCCAAGAGUCCUUACAGUCCCGUGUUAUGGUAGAUUGUUUAUUACCUACAGGAGUGCUAGUCCAAUUAGAAUGCGAGAAAGAUGCCACGCUGGAUCAGAUUAAAAAGGAUUUAUGGAGGGAAGCGAAAACGUAUCCAUUAUUCUCCCGUUUAGCUGAUAUGAGGUCGUACGUUUUCAUGUGUAUAAACCAGACUGCUGAGCUGGAAGAACUGGUUGACGAGAAACGUAGACUAUGUGAUGUAAAACCAUUCCGCCCAGUAUUGAAACUUGCCAACAAAGAAGGAAAUAGAAAAGAACAAAUACUGAAUUCACAGAUCAGUGUACUUAUAGGAAAAGGUCUUCACGAGUUUGAAACAAUGAAGAAUCAAGAAGUGAAUGACUUCCGUGAUAAUAUGAGGAGAUUUGCCGAAAACCUAGCCAUUGAGAGAUCUACGAAGACUUGGGAGGAAAGAGCCAUGUACAUUUAUCCACCGGAACUCGAACCAAGUAUAGAACUUCCUGAGCAUAUUCACAAAGCAUUUAAUGAUAAUACUUCCAAUGUUGUCAAUGUUAAAUUUGAUGAGACGGGGGUGCGACAUUCCAAGUUCCAAAUUACAUGUACCAUGUAUCCAAUGGUGCUGGUGAAAUUAGCAUUACGGAAAAAGAAAAUAAUGUUUAAACUAGAAAUGGAAGAAGAUCCACAAGACUACGUACUUAAAGUUUGUGGGAAAGCUGAAUAUUUAUUAGGUGAUUCACCGUUAAGUCAAUACAAGUCCAUUAGACGUACAAUAGCCAAGAAAGGAGCCCAUCCAGAGUUGUUACUAGUUCAUAGAAAAACCCUAGGCGUAGAAGACUAUUUUGCUCAUGUAAUUGUGCCUAACUCACGUCCAGCUCCACCACCAGUACCUCCUAAAAGAACACAGUUACUAUGGAAUGUACAAGAAAAACUUAGAUUAAAAAUUAUUAGUGCUUUCAACCCAGAUACAUUUAAAAAGCUGGAAGCAAUAGUCGACCGUGAUCCCCUGGUUCCGCUAGACGACCAAGAUACAACAUUAGUGUGGAAGUAUCGAAUUGAUUGUAGGAACUUGUUGCCACAUUCAUUGCCAAAAGUACUUAAAUGUGUUGAUUGGAAAAAUUCCAAGGAGGUAGCACAGAUGCAGGCUUUGCUGCAGAUUUGGCCCAAAUUACAACCAGACCAGGCCUUAGAACUAUUAGACUACCAGUACGCUGAUAAUUCAGUUAGAUCAUUUGCUGUAGGAUGCCUAGCAGAUUUCUCAGAUGAUGAGUUGGUACAGUAUCCUCUACAACUUGUGCAGGCACUCAAAUAUGAAUCUUAUCUUGACUGUGAUUUAGCCAGAUUCCUUCUCAAGAAGGCAAUAGAAAACCAAACAAUAGGACAUUAUUUAUUCUGGCAUCUAAGAGAUGCGGCUUCUAAUACAGAUUUUACGGUUGAAAGCUUGCAAAAAUUGAAAUCAGUAAACGAGAUGGUUAAGAGCUGUGGUGCUAAAGGGAAAGAGGUGCUGGAUAAGACAAAGGACAGGAUGCUUGGUUGCCUCAAACAGAAUUCAUACACUGAUGCACUAUCAAAUCUACCAUGUCCACUGACGCCGUCAUUUAAACUUCGACAACUUAAGCUUCCGAAAUGUAAAUUUAUGAAAUCCAAGAUGAGACCAUUAUGGUUGGUAUUUGAAAAUGAAGAUCAAAUUGGUCGAGAUAUCUAUGUUAUAUUCAAGCAUGGAGAUGAUUUACGACAAGAUAUGUUGACCUUACAAAUGUUUCAAAUCAUGGAUAAUAUAUGGCAAGCAGAAGGAUUAGAUCUGAGGAUGGUACCGUACAGGGCGCUAUCAACUGGAGAUAAAGUUGGUCUUAUAGAGGUUGUAACAGAAGCCGAAACUAUAGCAAAGAUACAGAAAACGAGGGGUUCUUCUCCCACAGCAGCUUUCAAUAAAGAAGCCAUAUUUCAAUGGUUAAAACAACAUAACCAGACCCCAGAAAGCUUGGAUAAAGCAGUGGAGGAGUUCACUUUGUCUUGUGCAGGUUACUGCGUUGCUACCUAUGUACUUGGCAUUGGUGAUCGGCAUAAUGAUAAUAUCAUGGUGAAGAAAACUGGACAGCUUUUCCAUAUUGACUUUGGUCAUAUUCUGGGUAAUUUCAAGAGUAAGUUUGGUAUCCAGAGAGAGCGAGUGCCAUUCGUAUUGACGCAUGACUUUGUGCAUGUCAUAACACGUGGUAAAAACACUGGUUCAUCUGAAGAAUUUGACAACUUCCGAUCAAAAUGUGAGCAAGCUUAUCUGAUGUUCCGUCGGAAAGGUAAUUUAUUUAUUAACCUAUUCGCAAUGAUGCUUUCGACUGGACUACCAGAGUUGACAAGACUCACCGACAUUGAUUAUCUGCGUGAAACGUUACAGUUUCAACUCACCGAAGAAGAAGCACUGAAACAUUUCCGUGGUAAAUUUGAUGAUGCUUUGAAGAAUAGUUGGAAGACAAGUCUCAACUGGGCUGCUCACUUAUUUGCACAUGCUAAAGACUAGUAUCAUCAUCUUAGUUUUUUUUCUGAGAGAGAGGGACAGGUACUGCCCUACAUAAAGCUGGAAAACAAGCCUUAACUGAGCAGCUCAUAUAGUUACACACACUAAGACUAGUAUCAUGAAUCUAUUUUUGAGAGAGAGAGGGACAGCUACAACCCCCACAUGUAGCCGGAAGACGAGCCUUAAUUGGGCAACACGCUUACUUGCACACGCUAAAGACAAGUAUUCUGACCCUGUUUGGCAGGGACAAAUAUCUUAAUGUGCAAACACAAUGUAUUGCACAUGCUAAGCUCACUAAUUAUUUUUAUUAACAAGAGGUCCUACUAAUUAAUGUGUGAGCAUGCGUGGGGACGAAUGGGAAAAUAAGUAACGUGCGGCAGCAAUCCUUGUACUGUAUAAUGUUCGUUUAUGCUUAAAAUUUGAAAUAGAGAGCCACGAAUUUUAUCAGCUAUCCACACUUUUUAUGAUUGGCGCUCUGGCAUUUUGGCGAGUCGAGUCCACGUAUACAGACUAGUGAUUGUUAAAACACAGUCACAACAUCUUAUUUAGUUUUAAGACGCAUCUUUCUGAAUGAACCUCGCGCACAUAUGCGAUCCUGUUGAAAGCUAGAAAGAACCACAACAUUCAUCUUUGCCCUUUAAAUUGUGUUCACGCUUCACGACAGAGCAACACUGGACAGAGCAUGAAACACUUGUCUUGUGGCUCUCUCUCAACAUGAUCUACAAAGCCUUUUUAACUAAGGUCAAUUCAUGACUUAACAGUUUUUAGGUGGGAAAUGAUAACAUUUAUCUAUUUAUAUUAUAUGAAAUGGGAUUUAAUUUAUGCUAGGUAUAAUAAACAAAAUUUC
Saccoglossus kowalevskii is the source of this 3524-nucleotide messenger RNA. RefSeq names its product phosphatidylinositol 4,5-bisphosphate 3-kinase catalytic subunit. Gene Ontology annotation, cellular component: cytoplasm; plasma membrane; phosphatidylinositol 3-kinase complex. NCBI's taxonomy places the organism in Eukaryota, Metazoa, Hemichordata, Enteropneusta, Harrimaniidae. Gene Ontology annotation, biological process: cell migration; phosphatidylinositol-mediated signaling; phosphatidylinositol 3-kinase/protein kinase B signal transduction. The record is from RefSeq and is a predicted model, not a curated record. Gene Ontology annotation, molecular function: 1-phosphatidylinositol-4-phosphate 3-kinase activity; 1-phosphatidylinositol-3-kinase activity.